CCAUAUCAAUUUUGGCAAUAUGUUAAGGAUGAGGUACCUGAGCUUGCAUAUAUUAGUCAACAUAUAUUCUUUAUUGUAGUUAACUUUGCAAGUGUUGAACGUUUAUUUAGUGAUAUGGAAUUUAUUCAUUCAAAGCGCCAAAAUCGCUUUAAUAGAAAAAAGAUUAUAAAAAUAGCACAACUUCGAGCUAAUCAACAUAUACGAAAACAAGAAAAAGUUUACAAACAAGCAAAUAAUGUAAAUAUUGAAAAUGAGAUUAUAUCUAACGAAUGUAAUACUGAUGAAGAAGAGUCUGAAGAGUAUGAUGAAGAAUAUGAUCAAGUACAUAAAGAAACAGAUGAAAUUUAUAAUAAUAGAAUUUUAUAUCCAGCUAAUAAUCCCAAAACAAAAUGGGAAUUAA
This is a messenger RNA of Racocetra persica, 400 nucleotides long. The record is from the annotation of a GenBank genome assembly. Lineage: Eukaryota; Fungi; Glomeromycota; Glomeromycetes; Diversisporales; Gigasporaceae.